AUGGGCAACUCGGGCAUGGAGGACAACAACAAGGAGAGCGAGUGCGAGGUGGAGGUGAAGCAGGAGGAGCUGGUGGUGGAGGGUUCCCUCUUCAAGAUCACAGAGAAACACACUGGUGACGGAGAGGCGGUCGACACCGCUACCCGUGACUUCAAGGAGAUUGGGUGGAACGUUAAUGGCCAUAAUGCCAUGCUUGUGAUCCGGAGUAAAGGGCAGCCCAUGCUAGCUGUGCGGAGGACGUUUACGUCCGCUAUGCGCGCCGAGGGCGAGGCUCCUUACGCGGUGCUCUUCACCAUGGACAGGAACUCCGGCCCGCUCCUCCCGGCUUUCUGCCCAGAUGUAGAGACCACCACCGCAUCGAUGAUAUGGCGCGUCAAGGACGUCUGGUUUGAGGGGGUCGUAGACGAGUGCCUGAAGGAGCUCAUCGGAGUCCUUAGGCUGAACUACACGGUCGGAAUCGCACGAGAAUUUAAAGUCACUAACAACACUUUUAAGGGGGACUCGCAGAUGAACAUGUGGGGCAAACACGCACUUGUGGACAACGAGAAGGGGAGCGCACACACUCACGUGGAGUGCCCACGCCUCAAGGCCAAGAACAAGACUUGCGCCAAGUGGGAGCUCCAGCCACUCACGUGGAUCAACAGGUUCCUCCUUCAGGUCAACAAGCCCAUCAAGAAGCCCAUCGAGGUCCGCAUCGAGGAACUCGAAAUGCAUGUCAUGCGACUCGAGGGCCAAGUUGUGGGGCUCUUCCUCAACAAGGCGUAG
This is a messenger RNA of Epithele typhae, 765 nucleotides long. RefSeq lists its product as uncharacterized. The coding region runs from base 1 to 765 and encodes 254 amino acids. Lineage: Eukaryota; Fungi; Basidiomycota; Agaricomycetes; Polyporales; Epitheliaceae. The transcript is spliced from 6 exons. The record is from RefSeq and is a predicted model, not a curated record.